Oncorhynchus gorbuscha (pink salmon) is the source of this 1513-nucleotide messenger RNA. It is a transcript of the gene tomt, whose product is annotated as transmembrane O-methyltransferase. The record is from RefSeq and is a predicted model, not a curated record. The transcript has 6 exons. The coding region runs from base 233 to 1111 and encodes 292 amino acids. Gene Ontology annotation, biological process: dopamine metabolic process; catecholamine catabolic process; developmental process. Gene Ontology annotation, molecular function: catechol O-methyltransferase activity. NCBI's taxonomy places the organism in Eukaryota, Metazoa, Chordata, Actinopteri, Salmoniformes, Salmonidae.
ACCCACCAUCGUGUGUUGAGUCAGAUCCACCAUAAUUCCCUGUAGCCUACCAGUGAUGUAUUGCUGUAUGUUUACUAUGACCUCAGAAUUAGUCAAUAAUAAACUCAUUGUGAGAAACAAUGAGCGGGGGGAGGGGUUCUGUGAAUACAACAGACCUGCCCCAGGUGGGUAGUGAAUAAUUCAGAUACCCAGCUCCCUUACUUGAACCCCCUCUGCCCUCACCUGCGGAGCUAUGACUACAACCACACACGAUAACCAUUCAGCAUUUCUCCUGUCUCUGCCAAACAUCUACAGCCAGUCACCCAUUUCCUGGUGUGUGUUCAGCAGUACCAUGGUGUCUGGUGCUAUAGCGUUGGCCUUCCUCCCCCUGGUGUUGACUUUCCUUAUUCGUUACCGCUACUACUUUGUGCUGUUCUACCGGGCGGUGCUGGUCAGGAUGUGGUAUGACUGUACGACGGGGCUGAGCAGGGAGGAGAGGGCCUUCCAGUACGUUCUGACCCACGCCAUCCCCGGCGACCCAGAAAGUAUCCUGGAAACCUUUGACCUCUGGUGCAGCAAGGUGGAGUUCAUCAGCAACAUCGGCCCCAAAAAAGGUAAGAUAAUGGACCGGAUGCUUUCCGAGCACAGCCCUCUGACCGUGCUGGAGCUAGGGUCCCACUGUGGGUACAGCACAGUGCGUAUCGCCCGGGCACUGCCCCUGGGAGCCAGGCUCUACAGUGUAGAAAUGGAUGCGAUAAACGCUGCCAUAGCAGAGAAGAUCAUACGGCUGGCGGGCUUCGACGAUGACACCGUGGAGCUGAUAGUGAGUCCGUCAGAUGAGGUAAUCCCAAGGUUGCGGGCAGACUAUGGUCUGGAGCGGUUGGACUUUGUGUUCAUGGACCACUGGAAAAAAUGCUACCGUCCUGACUUGCAGGCUCUGGAGGGCUCUGGUCUGCUGGGAAAAGGCUCUGUAGUGCUCGCUGACAACGUCCUGUUUCCGGGUGCUCCUAACUUCCUCCGACACGUCCGCAAGAGUGGCCUCUACGAGUGGAAGAUUCACAGGGCCACUCUAGAGUACAGCAAGGGCAUCAGGGAUGGGAUGGCUGAACUGGUUUACCAGGGGAUCAAGUAGGGUGGGGGCAUAGUGCAUCUGUUACCUAUACAUACAAGACUGAGGUUGGGGGCAACUUACUUUUGUUCUCGGAGCCUACUAGUCUUCUGCUGUUUUCCCGCUUAGUGCCCCCUGCUGGUUGAAUAUCAUUCUGACAGUCUCUCACGUGUUUUACAGGUCUGUCUGUUGCAUUAAUAAAUCCAUUACAUACAUUCUCUGUACAUUGUUUUUCUUUAUUUACAUAAGAAACUUGACCAAUUAAAGUGAUUUACUUUACAUACAACUGAGCUUCUGUUAAGUUCCUUUUUACAACUAGUUGAAUACUGACAUUCUACAGCAAGUGUUCUUACUCUCCAGGUUUCUGUUGGCCACACACACACACACACACACACACACACACACACACACACACACACACACACA